UCGAGUUCAUCCCCAAAUCGAGUCUCUCUCUCUCUCUCUCUCUCGCCUGGUGCAGCUCUCUGCUCUCCUUCCACCCGCGAAUUUGGAGUCAAAACCAGUCGAACGGAACCAUUGUCGUCUCUGUUGCAAAUUGUGUUCAGUUGUGACAAACUUUGGGCCGAAGAUUUUAAAAUCAAACUUGCUGUUUUGCAUUCGAGUCAAGCUUUUGUGGACUUGUAGAAGACAAGCAGGACAUCGCCUUGGAUUGUGUCAUUCUCAAGUUGACAACAUAAAAAUUAGUGAGGUUCACGGCAUCAUCGGCAGAUGAAAGAUGUCACCAAGGUCUUGUGGAACCAGUCUUGCAUCUCUCAGUUGCACCUCAUGGAAGUCAAGGUCACUAGCAAGACCUAGGGAAAAAGGAGCAAAGCUAGUAAUGAUGUCAUAGAUCUUAAAACUUGCUGACGAUUGCAUUCUCCAUUGCUAGUGAUUGCAGAUAUUUCUUGGUGGAAGAAGACAUGCAAUUCCAUGAGUGUCAAGUUUGAGGUGUUCAAAAUUUCUUGUCUCUCAAGCGAGUUAUCUAACUGGUAGCAGUUCAUUUUCAGCAAUCAAUUUUUGUUAACAGCAAUGAUGGCAGUGGGUACCAAGCGACUCUUCCAGGUCAUUGCCGUGGUUGAUACGGCGUUUGAUAGUUUUCAUGAUGCAACACCAGUUUUACUUCUCUCUGGCAGAUCAAUGAUUCGAGAACUUCAAAGAGGAAGACUUCAGUGACGUGUCGAUUGUUGCUCCGCAUCCCACAUACAUCGAACCUGCACAGAGCUGAGACACUAAACAACAUGGUCAAAGAUUAUUCCAGGAAGCAACAUUUUAAUGUCCUUCAUAUAUCCAAUCCAUUAGCAUUAGCAUUGCCUGUAAUGCGUCUUGUUCGUCAUAUUCCACAGUUUGUGGGGGCUGCUUCCAUCCAUGGUUCCCUUCUUCCUCCCAGUGCUACCAUUUAUGAUCUUGGUCUCUCCUCCUGCUACUGUGAGUGCUCAGAAACAGACCAACAUCAGUUUGGGUUCCUCCCUCGCCGCCUCCGAUGGUGCUUCCUGGUCCUCCCCCUCCGGCCGCUUUGCCUUCGGGUUUUACCCCAAAGCAAAAGGGUUGGCCAUCGGAGUCUGGCUCACCACCACACCAAAGAAGACCGUGGUGUGGACAGCUAACCGGGACGAUCCCCCCAUAACCGACGGCCACUUGACCUUCGAUGGUCGGCUUCUCUUGAGUGAUCCCAGUGGGGUGAAGGCCCUGUCACAAGGUUCCGGGACGGCCGCCCUGGCGGCCAUGAUCGACACUGGGAACUUCGUCUUGUACAAUUCCGAUGGAGCGAUCAUUUGGUCUACUUUUAGUUCUCCCACAGACACGCUUCUACCUGGGCAGAACCUGUUAUCGGAUGGCCAGCUUUUCUCCAGCGUAUCGGAAGCUGACAGGUCCACCGGGAAGUACUGGCUGUGCAACCAAAACGAUGGCAAUCUCGUGUUGUACCCUGUCGGCACAUCCAACCCCGACGAUUCCUACUGGAGCACAGGCACCUUCGGGAAUGGCUUCCGGUUCACGCUUAUUCUUAACAGCACUGGUUUACUGUACUUAUACGACAACAGUGGCUAUUCCAAUAACAUCAGCCAGUCCAAGGUUUCUUCUGGUUCUCAGAGUGGAACUCAGGUCUACUACCGGGCGAUCAUCGAUGUAGAUGGAAUUCUCAGGCUUUACUCUCACAGCUUCUCCAACAAUGGCAGAUCGACGACAAGAGUCGAAUGGGCAGCACUGCAGGAUCCUUGUUUGGUGAAAGGUGUGUGCCCGCUCAACAGCUUCUGCAGCCCGAACGCCGAGGAAGAGCCCGUUUGCUCCUGUCUCCCUGGUUUCGACUUCGUCGAUCCAACCCAAAGCGCACUUGGUUGCGCGCGGAAUUCAUCAGGAGAUUGCAGCACGAGGAGCCCCGAUGUUGGGGACGAAGGCUUGACCGUGGUAACAGUGAAGAAGACGACGUGGUCCAACAAGGCUUACUCCAUUCUGUCGCCCAUGACGAGCAUGGAUGCGUGCAGGGCCGCAUGCUUGAACGACUGCUUCUGCGAGGCGGCGUUGUUCACGGGUGAUAAAUGCUGUAAACAGACGCUUCCUUUGAGAUAUGGGAGGACCGGCAGCAACGACACGCUGCUCCUCAAGGUCAAAGCUGCAAGGAAGCAAGCAGUGGUUCACGAAAGGGAGAGUAAACUGCGUGUUGACGUCUUGGUCGUGGGUGUAGUUCUUGCUGGCCUCUCAGUCAUCGUCUUCGCCAUAUCUGGAUAUUGCUUCCUUGAACGUAAAAGGGCUGCAAGAUACAUGAGGACGCCAGAGUCUGAUAACUCUGGUUCUGAUGAUUACAGCACGCUGAAAUCGUAUUCUUACGGAGAGCUGGAGAGAGCCACAGAGAACUUCAGGGAAGAGCUGGGCAGGGGAGCCUUUGGAACGGUGUUCAAGGGAACGGUUUCCGAUGGAGCAAGGGUGAUUGCUGUGAAGAGACUGGAGAAGAUGGUCGAGGAAGGAGAGAGGGAGUUCCAGAGAGAGGUGAGAGCCAUUGGCAGAACACAUCACAAGAACCUGGUGCGAUUGCUCGGCUUCUGCAACCAAGGCUCGAGUCGACUGCUGGUGUACGAGUACAUGAGCAACGGCUCGCUUGCGGAUCUCCUCUUCAAGGCUGAAACCUGGCCGACAUGGCGAGAAAGAUGCAGGAUCGCGUUGGACGUGGCCAGGGGAUUGUACUAUCUGCACGAGGAGCUGGAGAACCACAUCAUCCACUGCGACAUCAAGCCUCAGAACAUCCUCAUGGACGCCACCGGGACCGCAAAGAUCGCCGACUUCGGGCUGGCCAAGCUGCUGAUGCCCGACCAAACAAGAACCUACACGGGCAUCAGAGGAACCAGGGGGUACCUCGCGCCGGAAUGGCACAAGAACGCGCCGAUAACAGUGAAGGCCGACGUGUACAGCUACGGAGUUGUGCUCUUGGAGAUCAUAUGCUGCAGGAGGAACAUGGAACUGGAGGAGGCCGGCCUGAUAAGUAGAUGAGAUUUCCCUAACUGUUGAGGAAAUCUCUCUACUCUGUUGAGGGAAAUCCUCUAACCCGUUGAGGAAACUUCUCCUUCUAACCUGUAUAUAAAGACGGAGGAUAUGUCAAUAACAUUCAACUUCUUCUUCUACAA
Musa acuminata AAA Group (dessert banana) is the source of this 3188-nucleotide messenger RNA. RefSeq names its product G-type lectin S-receptor-like serine/threonine-protein kinase LECRK2. The transcript has 4 exons. Gene Ontology annotation, molecular function: protein serine/threonine kinase activity; ATP binding. Lineage: Eukaryota; Viridiplantae; Streptophyta; Magnoliopsida; Zingiberales; Musaceae. The record is from RefSeq and is a predicted model, not a curated record. The coding region runs from base 940 to 3054 and encodes 704 amino acids. Gene Ontology annotation, biological process: protein phosphorylation.